AUGGCCGUGCCCUGGGAGGAAUAUUUCCGACUGGCCUUGCAAGAGAAAAUAUCUUUGAAGAUCCCAGGGCAAAAUGUGGAGCACCUCCCACCAGUGCUGCAUCUCCUGGAGAAGAGGCGGGAGCUGGUGGAUGUGGACCGGAGCCUGCAGGCCCAGAAGGAGGUGUUCCAGACCACGAUGGCAGUGCUGAAACAGCGCUGGGAACAGGUGAAACAGAAGGAGCGGGAGCUAAAGGGAUCUUUUGUCCACUUUGACAAGUUCUUGCAGGACACAGAGGCCCGGCGCAGCCGCGCACUGCAGAGGGCGGCAGAGGAGCGGCGGCGGGCGAGCCGCCAGGAGGCCGAGGCGCUACGGCUCCGGGCCCAGCUGGAGAAGCUGCGGGGGGAGCGCGCGGAGCUGCAGCACCGGCUGCUGCGCCUGGAGCCCUGCGCGCGCCUGCUGGGGCAAGUGCUGGAGCUGCUGCCCGAGUUCCAGAGGGUUCCCGAGCUGGUGGCUCGCUUUGAAGGCCUGGCUGAUAUGCAGGUGGCACUGAGACUCACAGAGCGCCAGCGGCUGGAGGAGCUGGAGGAGGCCCGCGGGCGGCUGCAGCAGCUGCGGGACGCCUGGCAGGACGAGGUGCUUAGGCAGAGCCAGCAGCGAGUGCAGCUGCUGGAGCGCCUGGAGGCUGCGAGGGAGCGCACACUGUGCUGGGAAUCCAAGUGGAUUCAGAUCCAGAACACAGCGGCAGCGAAGACCCUUCUCCUGGGACGCACUAGAAUGGCAGCGCUCAACCUCUUCCAGCUAGUGUGUCAGCACAAGAGGCAGCCACCUGCCCUGGACAUUGAGGACACCGAAGGGCAGCUAGAGCAGGUGAAGCUUUUCAUACUGGACCAGUCCUCCAUGCUGACCAGUUUUCGUCGGGCCCAGUCCAGCCUUGACCCAGGUGAGCAGGGGGGCAGGGGGACCCCUGAAAAGGAGGUAUACAUUUCCUGCAGGGUGUGUGCCGAGUGGUGCCCACCUGAGAUGGGAGGGCCAUGCUCGCUCAGACUGCCGUGCGGAGUACAGGAGGGGCAUAUAGCAAGUGCUAAAUAAGUGUGCACUCGGUGGGGGGGGGGCACCAAUCCCUCAUCUGCCACAUGGCCUAGGACCGGGUCCUCCCACCCAGGGCAGUCAUGGCAUUAAACAAGCUGAUGUGUGUCAAGUGUCUGGAAUGAAGCCUGAUGCAAAUUCUGGUACAUUCUGAGUGUUUGGGAAGUAAAGUAAAAUAGCCAGACUGGCGAGAGGGUCAUACAGCAGGCACUUGCACAAAGCCUCCUCUACUGCGGACUGUUGCAGAUGAUUGGGGGCCUGAAAAUCCAGCUGCUGGAGGCUACCUUUGACUGUCCCAGGACCCCAAACUGGGGCUGGGGGCACAGGGCUUGGAGGGCAGAGGCCGGGACCAAUUCUGACUUCUGGGGGUGUGAUGGAGCCAUGUUAACUAACCGCUUUACAGCCGG
This is a messenger RNA of Nyctereutes procyonoides (raccoon dog), 1475 nucleotides long. RefSeq names its product cilia and flagella associated protein 73 (gene CFAP73). The transcript has 7 exons. NCBI's taxonomy places the organism in Eukaryota, Metazoa, Chordata, Mammalia, Carnivora, Canidae. Gene Ontology annotation, biological process: spermatid development. The record is from RefSeq and is a predicted model, not a curated record. Bases 1 to 1071 code for a protein of 356 amino acids.